UUCCAUUCUUCAUUUCUCAUAAUCACAAUUAAAGAAAAAGUAAAAAAAAUAAUAUGGAGUUGUCUAAUAAGAAAAUAACAUCUCCAUUCUUUUCUUUCUUGUUUAUUUCUUCUCUUCUUAUACAAUGUUUUCCGUAUGUUUCAUCACAGGGGGACAAAAAAUUUUGCGUACCCAAACCAGAGGCUAAAGAUGAAAAAUUGCAGGCCUGUAUAAAAUGGGUUUGCAAAGAGGGGGGUGUGGAUUGUGGCCCAAUUAAUGCUGGAGGUGCAUGUUUUCAGCCCAAUACUGUUAGGUCUCGUGCAGCCUGGGCUAUGAAUGCUUACUUUCAAAUGAAGGGUAAAGCUGACGCUAUGUGUGGUUUUUCGGGCGCUGGUGUCGUCUCCUCCACUGAUCCAAGUUAUGGUACAUGCAAGUACCCAUCUUAAGUUUUAUGGACCCCAAAAAGAAGAUUUUGCAACUACUCCAACAUAUGAAGAAUUAAUUUUGAAAUAUUAAGAUUUUGUUUCUAAAUUACGUUUCGGAAACAGCCUUUCUACUUCAUCAGAGGUAGAGGUAUGGACUGCGUACAUCUUACCCCCCCAGACCCCACUAAGUGGGAAUACACUGGGUUUGUUGUUGUUGUUGUGUUUCUAAAUUACGUAUUUUGAUUUUCAAAAACUAAUCUAAUUAUAUUGUUGUGUAGUAUGUUGUUAUUGCAAAUAAAAAAUAAAAUAGAUUGUUGCCUACUUAAUUUUC
Molecule: messenger RNA, 735 nt
Organism: Capsicum annuum
Lineage: Eukaryota; Viridiplantae; Streptophyta; Magnoliopsida; Solanales; Solanaceae
Product: major pollen allergen Ole e 10
Exons: 2
Coding region: 54-425 (123 amino acids)
Source: RefSeq, a predicted model, not a curated record